UUGGCUAAAUAUGGAGAGUCAUUUUCCCAAGCUACAUUUUUUUAAAUUCACUUCCUAGCUUGGUGAAAAAUAACCUUGCAAAGUUAGUUUUUUCUUUGGCUUAACGUUACACUUCCAACGGAAACAUGACAACAUGUAUCUUUUAAGUUUAUAGGUGUUUACGUUAGCUAGCCACAUAAAGCUAUGGAAAAACAUCUAUCACUAGGUAGCUAACAAGGCUAGCUAAUGGACUAGCCAUCACUACAUUCCUAAGUAUAAAAGUGCAAUUUUUGGACCUUCUUCUGGGUUUUAUACUCGUUGUAUAAGCUUAUGCUUACAAUUUAUAAUUCAUAAUGCCUUUAUUUCGUCUGACCACGGUUUUAAUUGUGGUUGGUAACGUUUGUGCCACUUGGAAAGACAAAAGUUGAACCCCUCCUCGACUAACUCAGAGAGCACAACAGAGCCUGUUCUCCAUGAUGUGGAUGUGUGUUGCUGUUUUCCUGCUGUGGCUGAGGUCAGGAGGAUGCACAGAGAAGGCCAACACAUCAGAAUUAAUAGAGUACACAGCUGCAGACUUCUAUGAGAAAUUGCAUUCUGGGAAGAUGAUGUUUAUCUAUUUUGAGCAUCAAGUCUCUCCUACCAUCUCUCUGUUCUUGCUGGAGUUAGAGAAAUCUGCUGACGCACUGCAGGAUUAUGGAGUACUGGUUGGCAAGGUCAACUGUGAUAAAAAGCUGGUCCAGGCAUACUGCACAAAAGAAAGGGAGCGCCACACAGCGUUUCUGUUCAGAGGUGGUAAGGAGUUCCUGGGUUUUGAUUUGGACACAGUGUUUGACGUCAACUCCAUAGUGUCUGAAGUCCUGUUUGCCAUUCUGCGUGAAGAGGUGAAGUACGUCCACACUGACACUGACCUGCUGGCCAUGGAGAAAGCAGCCAGAGGGAAGAAGGAUAUCGUGCUGGGUUAUGUCCGCAGUCUGGGAACACAAGAGCACAGAUCGAUGAUGGAGACAGCGUAUGUCUACGGAUCCAAAUACCAGUUCAUCCUCAUUACCGGAGGCCCUGUUUUGAAGCACUUAGGUGUUGAUGAGUCGUCUCCCUCCUCUCAGGUGUGGUUCCUCCACUGUAGAGUCCACAGUAAACUCCCACUGAGCUCUGAGCGCUGCCCUCUGACCCGCAUGAGGAAACCCCUCUCCACCCUCAGCCUGCACUCCUUCCUGCAGCUCAUGGAGGCUCCACUAGUGUCUGAAGUUUACGACGACCCCUCCUCGGUGCAGCCCCCCCAGUUCCCCUACCAGCAGACCCCGCAGGUCUUCCUGUUCUCUCGCCCUGCGACCAAGCAGCAGGACCUGGACACGGCCACCGCUCUGGCCUGGAGGCUCCGGGGCCUCGCCCUGCUGCUGCUCGUUCACAGACAGAGUCCUGCUGUGAAAACCCCUGAUGAAUAUAAUGCUGCCUACAGGCUGCCUGAGAAGAGUUCAGAGGUGAAGUAUUUGACCCUGAACGACCAUGAUGAGGUGCUGGAGCUCUUCACGAAUCAAGAGAAAGAGGAGGAAGACGAAGAGGAGGACGAGGGGUGGCUGGAGGACGAGGAGGUGGAUUCACAUUUUGCCAAGCUGGACGAUGAGAUUGCUGCGUCCGUCUACGAAAACCGAGGCAACCUGCCGGACAUGGACUCAAUUACCCAGCUAACCUCUGACAACUUCCACACGGCAGUAUCUCAAAGCAGCCUGACGGUGGCGCUUUUCUACCUCAAAUUGGAUGCAGUUUCAAUGGCUUUCCUCAGCUCCUUCAUUGAAGUUGCAGAGAGACUUGAAGGUUCUGAGGUGCAGAUGAGUGCAGUGGACUGUGGCGAGUGGACCGACCUCUGCGCUGCUCAAAGCUCCCUCCCAAUCCCCUUCCAGCCAAUCACGGCCUUCCCCUGCGUCUUGCUGCUCCGCCCUGAGGAGCCGGCGCAGCUUUACAGAGGCAUGCUGGGUAGUGAGGCGCUGCAUCGCUUCAUCUUGCUGAGCCUCCAAGCAUCUCCCGUGCUGCUCUCUACCAAAGAGGAAGUGACAUCAUUCCUUCAGGAAGUGCCUCACCCUGAGCUAGCAGGCUAUCAUCCUGACAGAGUGAUGGGACUGUUUAAGACACAACUACACACAGGUGUAUCACUGUUUACUGAAGCAGCAAAGUCUCUGAGAGGAGAGAUGCUGAGCGGACUACUGACCAAUGGGCUGGCAGAGAAAUGGGCUGCAGAGCACAGCAUGGAGCUUCCUGCAGUGUUGGUGUUUCCAUCUUGGAGGACACACACUCCUCCCUCCACGCUGCCUGUAUCCACCUCCUCUGAGGAGCUGCUCACACACAUCCACUCUGCUCUGCUGCAUCCUCUGCCUGAGCUGACGGUGGAGAACCUGCCCUCCUUCCUCUCUCUGGGUAAAGCCCUCCUCCUCCUCUUUGUGGGAGAGGAGGAGGACGAGAUCGGGCGGAGGCAGAACCAGGCGCUGGUGGAGGAGAUGAGAGGAGUGGUGGAAGUGGGAGGAGGGAGGAUGGAGCAGUACCUGGCCUGCUGGAUCCACCUGGGCCGUACUCCAGCUGGUAUGUCCGUCCUGGGGUCAUACCUUGGCUCCAUGCCCCCCCUCCCCGCUCUGGUCCUCACCCAUUUGCCCUCAGGAGAUGAGAUUUAUCAGUUCCCCCCCAACACGCCUAUAGUGGCCUCCUCCGUCCUGCUGUGGCUGCAGAGGAUCCAGGGAGGGGCUGUGUCAGCGGCAGGGAUGUUGGGGGAGGACAGCUGGCCUCCUGCUGUCGAGUUCUUGGACUUCCUGAAAAUCAUGGACGUACAGGAACCAGACUCCGCCCAGCAGCAAACUCCAGAAGAGGAAGAGGAGGAAGAGGAUAGCAAGGAAGAAGAUGUGAACGUGGACGAUUCCUCCUCCCCCUCUGACACGUUUCACAAUAACCCUCACUCUGAACUAUAACAGUGAACUGGGACAUUAAGUAAAUGAUUAAAAAAAUGUGUUUCUAUUCA
Molecule: messenger RNA, 2980 nt
Organism: Trematomus bernacchii (emerald rockcod)
Lineage: Eukaryota; Metazoa; Chordata; Actinopteri; Perciformes; Nototheniidae
Gene: txndc16
Product: thioredoxin domain containing 16
Exons: 20
Coding region: 453-2930 (825 amino acids)
Source: RefSeq, a predicted model, not a curated record